This is a messenger RNA of Larimichthys crocea (large yellow croaker), 1609 nucleotides long. Its product is annotated as salivary glue protein Sgs-3-like. The coding region runs from base 400 to 945 and encodes 181 amino acids. The record is from RefSeq and is a predicted model, not a curated record. Lineage: Eukaryota; Metazoa; Chordata; Actinopteri; Sciaenidae. The transcript is spliced from 6 exons.
CAUCUUUAUGCACAUUUCAGAUACUUUGUGAAAUUGUAAGUAAACUAAGGACAGACGUAUUUGCUAUGGAGGCCGAUUAUUAUUAGACUACCAACAAUUUUCUAUUGAGUAGUCACAAGUAGAAACAUUUUCUUACACAUCUCAGAUAAUAAAAUCAAACUACGCUUCAUUUUGUAUUGUGCUUUUUUCCAAGAUGUGCCAAGUCUGUCUGUGGACCAACAGGAAAUUGUUGCAUUUGAAGGAGGAAGUGUGACUGUUAUAUGCCGCUAUAAAAAUGACAGAGUAACAGCAUGGUGCAGGCUGAACAACACCUGUGUGACUGCGAAAGAUCAGACUGGAACAAUAGAUGGUACAACAGUGACUAUCAAUCAAAGUGUCCCCGAUGUUUUCAAUGUGACUAUGAGUGAAUUGAAGGCAGACAGCAUAAACUGGUAUUUUUGCAAAAGGAAAAACCUCCAGAUACCAGUACACAUCAGUGUUCAUAAAUUAACCUCAACUACCACAAGUACUACGACUACUACAAGUGCUAUGACUACUACAACUACAGCAGAGACACUUCCAACCACUCCCCAGCAUUCCUCAUUGCUUACGAGUGCAGAGACACAUACAGCUCAGCCAACAAACCCAACCAUCAACGGGACAGGUGGAGACAGCCUGCAAGCUGAACACAAGAUUUCCACAAGGGCGAUGAUUCUCAUCACCUCCCUCACUCUUUCCCUCUUCCUGCUUUUACUUGUUCCUGCUGCCUUUUUUGGUUGGAGGAUGAUGAGACGUCGUCAUGCCACACCUGAGGGGGCUCACAUCCCAGCGGACUCACAAACUGGGAGUGAUCCUGACGUACACUACGCCACCGUUGUUCAUAAUCAACAUGUAGCAGGCCAGAACAAGAUUGAACCAGCAGAAGGCAGUGUGAUCUACAGCACACUGCAGAUUAAAAUGCAAUGAGCAGAAAAGAUGGAGGACAGAAUGGCAACACUGAUUAGGUCGUUUAGCUGUGCACUUAUUUUACAUCAUUGUUGAUAAAUCAAUCAAUCCUGCAGUCUGUAGUGAGUAAAACUAUGUUGCAAAACCAAAAGCAUAUUUAAACAUGCAUAAUUCAGGAGGGUAAUAGUAGUACAAGACUGCUUUGUCAAGACUCUGUGGUUAAAUGUGUGAUAUGUGACAGUUUGUUCUUGUAUACAAUACUUUGUCUCUUGGAAAGGCCUUACCAACCACUGAGCUGACAUCUAACCACUAAAGACUAUGAGUCAUGAGCAACCUUAACUAUAUAACAUAUAUUAUAACAUAUGCAACUUUAUUCAGGUUCUAUCAAUUACAUCUGCAAUACAUCGUGUUUUAUACAGUUCGUUUGCUUGGGGCGUGGUGUAAUAUUUGGCAUCAUUUAGAAAGGGCUGAUUCAAUAUAUGCAUGAAAGAACAACAAAUCAUCAUUCAUUAUUGUAUUAUUCUAAUUAAAGGGGGAAAAAAAACAAUUUGUAGUGUCUCAGAAUGAAUUUGUCACAACAAGCCUCCAGAGCAGCUUCAGUGCUCCUUUGCAAGAUGAACACCAUUCCUCCACACAAUGCUGACCUUUGUUUACCAUAUAUGGCCUAUACUGUUUAACUAUUGCA